This is a messenger RNA of Branchiostoma floridae (Florida lancelet), 2828 nucleotides long. Its product is annotated as refilin-B-like. NCBI's taxonomy places the organism in Eukaryota, Metazoa, Chordata, Leptocardii, Amphioxiformes, Branchiostomatidae. Gene Ontology annotation, biological process: regulation of chondrocyte development; actin filament bundle organization. Gene Ontology annotation, molecular function: filamin binding. The record is from RefSeq and is a predicted model, not a curated record. Gene Ontology annotation, cellular component: actin filament bundle. The transcript has 2 exons. The coding region runs from base 406 to 1095 and encodes 229 amino acids.
AAUUUGUGUCGCAUAUAAACUUGGUUUCAGCAAUUUGCUCUUCAUUGACCUAUCAAUGACAAAACAGAAUCGUGUUUUCACAGUGGGACAUCAGGCGAACUUGGGCGUCUCUUGCUGUAAUGGGUUGAAUUCAUGUGUCAGCCUUCACAGUAAUUGCGUAAACACAGUAAAGGCAAAGUCUUUAUAGUAAACGCAUCAUGGUUUAGAGACUCUGUAAAGAAAUGUACAAAGCGCGAAAAUACUAAUGAGCGUCAGCCAUGUGCGCAAAGUCCAUGAAAUGGUGACGCCUGCACAUUAAUUUAAUGCCACUACACUUGCCGCACUGCCUAUAAAUAGUACAUUGUUUAAGUUCGUGCCAGUGAAACAAACAAGCCUACACAAUAGCGUUGUAUUACCUUCCCUUUCAUGUCCCAUUGUGCCAGUGGGCGGUUCCCUCUCCACCCCGGAGGAGUGUUUGCUGGCCUGUAUUAUAACACCAACCUUCAGGACCAGGGCAAGCCACAUCUUCAGACCACUGAAGUCCCAGGACACCGUGUUGAGAUGGUGCCUGUCCACGUCACAGAGAGGGUCUGCUUGACUCCGGAACCUCUGCAGAAGCACUGCUACAAGAGCUGCUGUGAGUACGAACAGGGGCACAGGUACAUAGAGGACGUUCGCUACGUAUUGGGCCUGUCUCAGGUCCACUACCUGACGUCGUACAUCCACAACCCUGACACGUCCAGACCUGAGUACCACAUCAGCGCCGUGCGGUGCGAGCCUCGACACAAGCCACGCCGGUGGCUGUCAACAGUCAUCCUGUAUCCCAAGAGGCCUGUUUGGAGUUACAUUUCUACUGUGGAAUACAGCAUAAACAGACCCACUUCGCGGAAGCGGUACAUGACGAAACUGGACAUGGCGGUCGGGGAUGGCGAUGAGGAAAACAACAUCGUCGCCACGAACAUGCUAUACUUUCCGAAGAGGCGAACUCCGUCCUUCUGGUCCUUUUUCAUCACCGAGGUGAACAAGGAGCACGUAGACAAGAAAUUCGCAGAACUGAAUAACUUCAAGAUCAAGCGUGACUGGCAAAAACAACUGUCCUUGCAGGUUAUGGCAUAGACUCUAUGCAAGGCUUGUCGAUUCUAAACAUAAUUACGGAGUGAUACUGUACGAAUGUACGUACACGCUUUACUCACCAAUGUGCAUGUACCUCUACAUACCGGCUGAUUGCUAUUGAUUUGGCGACAAACCCAAUUUUGGGUAAUUACGCGACUAACGCCUGGGAUUACGUCACCUCAGUCAUUCAGUUGGACCUGUAUGACCAGCGGCAGUUGAUCGGUAAUAUUGACGGGAAUAAGCCGGGUCUGUAGAAAUCAACACACUUUGGUGUCACCCCCUACAAAUUUAGAGCACGUAGAGAUAGGAGGGUAUAUAUAGUUAGACAUGAUAAUCAUAACUUAAUUGGUCAAUGGUUGUGUAUGAAAUAAUGUCUUAGCAUGCGGCACUAUGUACGUUUUUCAACUUCAAACUAAACGUUGACAUUUCGUUCAUAUACGACAGAACGCAUCAAGAAAUGUCAAAUACAAAUGUACCUGAAACGUAUCAGGAACGAUGAUACUUGAAACAAUGUACAUCUAUGAAACAAAUGUAUCAUCUACUUCUUGACACAAGAUUCUAUGCUCUUCAGUUUGCAUAUAUAGACAUGGUUCCUUCUUUCGAUUCAAGAUAAUGCAAAUUGAUUUUUAUACUUACGAACUUAAACUACCUAUAUAUCAACCCAUUGUCAAUAUCAUUAAUAAAAAUAUUGAUAAUCCCCAAUAUCCCCGCUUGUUACUUUAAUACCUCAUAAUAAUGUGACAAUUUCUGUUAUUGUUUUCCUGAUCACACAGUGACCAGAAAAACCUAGAAACCUUUCGCCGUAACAUUCCAUGACAUGAACAGCGACACUAUUCGAGUUUUUGUAGGCGGGCGGGCGGUGAUCCAAAUCGCCUAGCUUCAGCAUUGAUCAUGAGCCCUCAAUCCAGCUAAACAGGCAUAGGAGACAGUUGCCAUUUCACUGCCACACGGUAGUUGGGAAAACACACAACAGGCAACUUGGUAGGUAACGACAUCAACUGACUUCCCAGCUCCACCGUGUUACGGCAAUGGGCAGACGGCCUGACUGAAUGUAAUUGACUGGCAUGGAAGAGCAGGUUUAGCAAUACAUUUGCACCUUAAUGAGGCGAAAACAAACUACAAAGCAAAAAGUGAUAGCAAUAUUGUAGGUACUGUCAGUAUCCCAGUGGACGUUAAGUAAAUAUGAAGCAAAAGCAGAGGCCAGACCCUCAGCUUCUGAGUACUAGUAAUCUCCGUCUACAAGAUCGUCAGUAUACUCAAUGUCAUUGGAUUGUUGACCUUCCCUGCACUACAUAGGUGUCCAUUGAGAAUUGUCUGCUAAUGCAUUUCACCCUGGGACCAAAAUAAACUCUUUAAAACCCUAAACCCCAGCUUUUGACUGCUUUAAGUGCCCCCAGGUUUUAAGAUGCCACUUGCUAUUUACCAAGUCACGGUCACCUGGUAUGAUCCAGCAGACAGGAAGUAUUGACUCGACAGGGGAAUAUCUGAACCACUGGAGACGUUUUAUUUUACAGUCAUGUUCCUCAGUAGACCACAUUUAUCUUCUAGUUUCAUUUCUGGCAUUUACAAUACUUCUCACCAGUUUUCUUCUUGAAGAAUGGUCACAACUAAGGCAAAUAUUUGAAAUCAUAUCUUACCAAAAGUGUAUCAUGAUUAUAAGAAUGAUAAAAAGUUGUCAUGAUUGUUAAGAAGAGACAUUUUAUUGGAUAAACAUAUAACAGACAAAGAAUAAUACA